AUGGGAAACCCAAGCACCGUUAUGACCGGCACAAUCACCGCACUGUACGAUAUUGGAGGUGUUUUUGGUGCCCUAAUCGCAGCCUUCACGGUUGAGAGCCUUGGCCGCAAACGUGGGUUGAUGGUUGGAGCUGCCCUCAUUGUCAUUGGAUCAGUUUUAAUGGGAGUAUCCGUUGAGCGGGUGCUGAUGAUAGUCGGCCGAAUUAUAACUGGGCUGGUACCGGCUAAACUACGCAACAAGCCCGAGGAUGACCCCGUUGUACAAAAGGAGAAGUCGGAUAUUCUUUCUGCGAUUAAUAUCGAAUCAGAGGAGGAAGGCACUUGGAAGUCUUUAUUUAUGGAUGGAGGGUGUGCUGCCAACAAGCAGUUCUUCUUAGCGCUUGGUAUCCAGUUCAUGCAGCAAACUUCAGGAAUCAAAAUUGUGAGCUAUUAUGCUCCAACAAUUUUCCAGGAUAGUCUUGGUAUGGACCAGGAAAAAGCCUUCAAGCAGUGGUACAUGAUCGACUCAGUCGGUAGACGCCACCUUUUUAUCACCAUGGCAAUUGGGAUGUGCAUUGUACUGGUCUGCGAAGCCAUCGCCAUGGCUAUCGACAACAAGUCCUCAGGAAUCGCAGCCGUCUUCUUUGUUUUUGCGUUCGAGGCCUAUUUUACUUGGGAGACGUCUUAUCUGAACCUGGAGUCGGUCGAUCUUAUAUUGUUGCCAGAUGCGGACCGCGACCAGGGGAUCGAAGUGAAGCAAAAUUUCUACCAGAAAGCUCUACAGUGGAAUUUCGUUCCAAGAGCUCGAAUUGCCGUCGAUGAGGCCAAGGCAAGGAAGAAAGCUGGUCUUGUUGAAGCGCUGGGUGAUACUGAGCCAGCUCAGGGUGAUCCCAAGUUCCCUGGACCCACACAUGUUGAAUAUAAAAAAGAUAUGUGCGCAACAAGGCCUACGAAUAACUGGAAUUUGAAUUCAUCUCUGAGCUCAAACUUUUCUAUCAGAUAG
This is a messenger RNA of Penicillium manginii, 981 nucleotides long. RefSeq lists its product as uncharacterized. Gene Ontology annotation, molecular function: carbohydrate:proton symporter activity. The transcript has 5 exons. Gene Ontology annotation, cellular component: membrane. The record is from RefSeq and is a predicted model, not a curated record. Lineage: Eukaryota; Fungi; Ascomycota; Eurotiomycetes; Eurotiales; Aspergillaceae. Bases 1 to 981 code for a protein of 326 amino acids. Gene Ontology annotation, biological process: transmembrane transport; carbohydrate transport.